AUGGCAGGCAAGUCGUCAGGUAAAAAGAGCGGUAAGCAGAACCCCAAAGGCAGUUCGAGUGGUGGGAUAAAAAAGCAGCAAAGAAUCAGAACCAAGCUGAAAAUCGAGCAAGCCAACAACGAAUCGUUUUUAAUAUCGGAUCUUAAUGAGAGAGAGUCGAAGAAGAAACUCAAAUCGAGCCCGGAGGCUCUAAAGGUCAAGAGUCUACUGAAGGAUCAAAAGAAGGACAGGGAAACACAGGAAAUUAUACAAACACAGAAGAAAAACACCGAUAGCCAUAUGCUGCGACAGCUGGAACAGAUCGCCGGCUUUUCGCUGUGA
This is a messenger RNA of Lachancea meyersii CBS 8951, 321 nucleotides long. The record is from the annotation of a GenBank genome assembly. Lineage: Eukaryota; Fungi; Ascomycota; Saccharomycetes; Saccharomycetales; Saccharomycetaceae.